AUGAGGUUACUAUUUAAAGGGGGAAUUUGGAAAAAUAGUGAAGAUGAAAUUCUUAAAACAGCUGUAAUGAAAUAUGGCUUAAAUAACUGGUCUAGAGUAGCCUCAUUACUAGUUAGAAAAUCAGCAAAACAAUGUAAAGCAAGAUGGUAUGAGUGGUUGGAUCCCAGAGUUUGUAAAACAGAAUGGUCUAGGGACGAAGAAGAAAAAUUACUACACUUAGCAAAAUUAUUCCCAUGUCAAUGGAGAACAAUUGCACCAAUAGUCGGUAGAACAGCCUAUCAAUGCCUUGAACAUUAUGAAUUAUUAUUAGAUAGAGUACAAGGAAGGGAGCUUUUUAGUGCAACUAAUGAUCCACGUAAAUUACGUCCUGGAGAAAUAGAUCCAAAUCCUGAAUCUAAACCAAGUCGUCCAGAUGCUAUAGAUCUUGAUGAUGAUGAAAAAGAAAUGUUAGCUGAAGCACGUGCUCGUUUAGCUAAUACUAAUGGAAAAAAAGCAAAAAGACGAGCUAGAGAACGUCACCUAGAAGAAGCAAGAAGAUUAGCAAUGUUACAAAAACGAAGAGAGCUUAAAGCAUCCGGAAUGCUUUCAGCUGCAUCUAUAACAAGAUACAGAAAAAGAAAAUAUAAAGAUGAGGACUAUUUAAGUGAAAUCCCUUUCCAAGAGAUACCAGAAGAGGGUAUAUUUCCUGUUGAGUAUGAGAAUAAACAAAAAGAGCAAACAAAGAAAACUUUAGCAGAACUUGAAGGAAUUGAAUUAAAUAAAAAGAAAAAGCAAAAAAAAAGAGAUGAUGAUGAAAUGAAGAAAAUUAUGAAAACUAAUUUACCGAAAGUUUUGUCUGAUAUUCAAAAAGCAAAUCAAAUUACUAAUAUACCAAAAAAAAGAAAGUUAAUACUACCUGAACCUAAUUUUACUUUAGAGGAUAUUAAAUCAAUAGGAAAUAUGAAAUUUGGUUUAAAUAUUGGUGGUACAGUAAAUACAUCAAUUGCACAUUCUAUAGCAAAUUAUUCGGGAUAUUCAAGUACAACAUAUAAUACUAAUAAAUAUACUAAGAAUCCCAGUAGUAUAAUGGAUGAAGCAAAGAAUGAAUUAAUAAGGAAAAUAUCACCAAGUCCUUUAAGUUUAGACCAGGAAACUGAAAAGAAAAUUAAAAUAAUUAAUGAAAAUUCAGAAAUUAUUACUUCUAAAACAUCUUCAUAUAUUAAUGAAAAUUUUAAUAAUAAAAGUAUAUUACGAAGUAUGGAUAAUUUUGCAAUAAGCCAUAGACUUAGUUUUAAUUCAAACUCAAUUACUGAUGAAACUGGUAGUGUUGCUUCUUUAGAUCCUAUUGGUAGAAAAGCACGUCUAGAGAUGUACAAAAUGCAAGCAAAAACAGCAUUAUAUAAUCUUCCUAAAGUAAGUAAUGAUGUUGAAAUUAAUAUUGAAGUUACUACUAAUAAUUUAAGUAACUUAAGCAAUAUAAGAAAUCCCAAUAAUUUAUCGAAUAUUCCAAUAGAUAAAAUGGAUAUAUUAAGGGAUGAAAAGAGGCAGAAAAAACAAGAAGCUGACUUAAUAUGGAAGAAACAGACACAUGUAAUACAAAAUAAUCUACCAAGACCUUUUAUUAUAUCACCUAAGGAUUUAUUAAAUAAUUAUAAUAUGGAAAAUAAUAUAAGUAGCUUACAUGAAUAUGUUCAAGCAUUUGAAUUAAUAAAACAAGAACUCGUUAACUUAAUAAUUAAUGAUUCAAUCAUAUUUCCACAAAAAAUACCCCAAAAUCUUGUAGGAUAUGCUUCUUAUGAUAUAUAUAGUGAUCAUUUCAUUAAUGAUAAAUUAUUAAAUAAUGAUAUUUUAUCUUCCGAUAUUAGCAAGGCAUUAGAUAUGAUAAAUGAUGAACUAUUAUUUAUGAAAAAAGAAAAUCCACAAUACUACAAAACCUUUCCAGAAGACUACAUUGUAAAUAAUAUAUAUGAUCCGAAAUAUUUAUAUGUUCCAUCUUAUAAUAAAUAUAUGGAUAUUGAUAAAAUAUCAAAUAAUGAACUUUUAUCUGGAUAUAAACAUCUAUAUCAGAUUUUAUUUACUAUAUAUAAAGAGAAGUUUAUAUCUACUGUUGAACUGGAAGGAAAUGUUCAAGAAACCUUAAAACCUUAUAUUAUUGAAUCAAAUAAACUCAAUGAUGAAAUAAAUUUUAUUCUGAAUGAUAUAAAUAAGAAAAAAAUUGAAUUGGAAUCUUUUAAACAUAUACAGGAACUUGAAAAUAAUUCUUAUAAUGUAAGACUCAAAAACUUAGAAACUUUAUUAGCAAAUGAAAAAAGUAUUAAUAAGAAAUUACAAUUAUAUUAUAAAAAGUAUAAACAAGAUCUAUAA
Messenger RNA from Cryptosporidium muris RN66, 2343 nucleotides. RefSeq names its product myb-like DNA-binding domain-containing protein. Gene Ontology annotation, cellular component: Prp19 complex; spliceosomal complex. NCBI's taxonomy places the organism in Eukaryota, Apicomplexa, Conoidasida, Eucoccidiorida, Cryptosporidiidae. The record is from RefSeq and is a predicted model, not a curated record. The transcript has a single exon. Bases 1 to 2343 code for a protein of 780 amino acids. Gene Ontology annotation, biological process: mRNA splicing, via spliceosome.